Molecule: messenger RNA, 3639 nt
Organism: Strongyloides ratti
Lineage: Eukaryota; Metazoa; Nematoda; Chromadorea; Rhabditida; Strongyloididae
Product: Rho GTPase-activating protein domain and Rho GTPase activation protein domain-containing protein
Exons: 2
Coding region: 1-3639 (1212 amino acids)
Biological process (GO): signal transduction
Source: RefSeq, a predicted model, not a curated record
AUGGAGGAUAGUGAAGAAAGCAUGUUAAGUGAAAAAAAGUAUUUGGAUGAUGAGUGUGAUUCUGUAUCAGAGUUGGUUGAUUCAAUGGAAACUGCUUUUGUAGGAAAAAAUGCAUUAAAUACACAACAGCUCAUCUUUGCAAAUCUAAAUUCUUAUCAUGUAAAACUUGCCAAAAGAAAAGGUAAUUGUUAUGAACCUGUGUUGGAGUAUGUUCCAAGUUUUCUUGUUGAAACUUUCUACAGGCUGAAUUGGAUGAAAUAUACUGAUGUUCAAGGAAUAUUUCGUGUUGAAGGAAAUCAAUUAAGACUUAAAAAACUUGACACAAAGCCAUUGUUUUUAGGAUGGCAGGUUGUGGACAAAGAAUAUAGUGUACAUGAUUUAUGUACUUUGGUUAAAAGAUUUUUUAGGGAGAUAGAAGAUCCUAUACUAGAAGGUCAUCAACAACAUAUUUUGCAAUUUGCAAGUCAUGAAAAUCCACCAAAAGCUAUGAAGCAAUCUUUAAGUGUAAUUCUACAUAGUCUUGACAGUAGAAAGUAUGGUGCAUUAAUGUUUACUCUUUUACAACUUCAUAAUGUAGCAAAAAAAGAAAAUGUCAAUUCAAUGUCUUGUGAAAAUCUUGCUAUUGUAUUCGCUCCUACCUUUUUCAGAGAAACAGGAGUGUCUUCAAGGAAUGAAAAGAAAAAAUCUAAAAUUGGAAAUUUUCCUUCAAUGAAUCCUCAUCAAUAUGAAGCUCUAAAAAAAGCAAAUCUAACAAAAGUUAGAGCAGUAAAAUUUUUAAUAGAAAAUGCAUUCUUUUUUGCGUAUGAUGAACAAAAAGCAAAACCUAGAAGAAGACUUACAAAUGGUAAAGAUAUUGCAACUGCUAUUAAUGAUAUGAGAAAUAAAGAUGGAAGUAUUUCUGAUUAUUUAGAAUGUAACUUUUCGUCAUCGAAUGACAAUAUUUUUGAAAAGAGUUUCAGUCAUGACUAUUCAAAAAAGAUGCUAAAAAGUGUUGGUCACGCUAAAUCGGAAGAUUCUUCUAAAGAAAAAAAUUCUGGAUCUAUAAAUAGAAAUUUUUCGUUACAUGCCAGUUCUAGGAAAUCUCCACGAAGUCUUUCUGAACAUUCUAUUAUUAGUAAUAGUUUAAACGAUGACAUGUCUGACAAAACUAGGCGUUUCAAUAAAAAAGGUACAGUUAAGUCAAUGAAAGAUUUUACUUAUGGAAAAAGAAAAAGUAAUCCUUCUAAAAGAAGUAGUUCUGUUGUUAAAGUACUAAAUUCAAUUACUAAUUUGGCUUCAACUGCUAGUAGUACUAUGGCAAACAUCUGGCAAAGAAGAGGAUCCGGUGGUCCAUUAGAAUAUGCUUUUAUAAAUACUCUUCCAAGUCAGAAUUUAAAUGAUGCCUUUCUAUCACCUAGUAGAAGUUCUGUAAGAAGUCGCUCAAGUUCGCAAUAUUCUCGUAAUCAUUCACGAGAAAGUUGUUCAUUAAAGAAGACAUCUUCUUCUGAACAGUUACCUUCUCCUAUGAUACUAGAUCACGAACUGAGAAGCAGUAGAAGUAGUAUAAAGCGAUGUAAUAAUGUCAAUAGAAAUGGGGUUACACCAAAUAUUGAUCAUGUUAUUGAAGUAACUAAAAGAGAAAUUGCAUCUUUUAAAUAUCCUGUUGACCGUUCUUCAUUUAAAGAUAUUAGACAACAAAAGUUUAGAAAAAUUAAUUUGUUGACUAAACCAAUGGAUGAUAAAACAUCAAUAUUUGUAAAUGAAUCAACUACUAUUUCUAAUAAUUCAGAUGUUAUGAUUCCUAUUAUUACAGGAAAAUUUAAUAGGAAAUCAACAAUAAGAUGUAGUAAAAAAGAUUUAGAAAGUGAGAAAAAUGAUGUUGAAAAUCAAAAUCUUACUACAGUAAAAGAUUUGGCAUCUGUCGAGGGUAAGAAGCGUGAUGUUGCUUUAACAAUUGAUAGAUCACGAAGAAAUACAGCUCCAGUAAAAAGUAUGCUUGGUAGAAAUACCCUUAGAAGGAAUCAACCUAAUUCUAUUCAGAGUGGAUUAAAAACGCCAAAAAUUACAAGAAGCAACAAGUUUCUUAAUAAUGAAAAUUUCGAUGACUCUUUCGAGUUUAAAUCAGAUGAAUCCACAUUAUUAUUUAAAAAUAAUCUUUGUGCUCGAAGUAGUUCAUUUCAUAAUGGUGUCCUUUCGAGUCCUGAUUCACGUAAACCAUUGGCUGUUAUGAAUAUGCAAAGAAAUGAUACAUCAAACCUAUUUGAAAGCAGUCAUUCAUUAUUAGGACUAGUUGAAAAUGGUAGUUCAUUAAAGUAUUCACCAAAAAUAGUUAAACGUAACAGUUCAGAAAUGAAUAAAUCAAAAAAUAAUGAUUCUUUGGAUGAUUUAAUUAAGCAUAAAAAGAAAUAUUCAUCAACUGAAAUUGAGACUAACUUUUUAAAUGAAGAUAUAAAUAUUGAUGUUGACAUUGUUCAACAUGAGCAAUAUUUUUCAAUAGAUAUUACAACGCCUGAAAAUUCAAUUGUUACUGAGAAGUGUAAAUAUGUAUGUGGAAAUGCAACACCACUACUUCCAGAUAAUAGUAAUACAAAGAAAGACAAAAAUAAUAUUACCCCAACAUAUGCUCCAGAGACAUUCAAUUUAUCAUUAUCAAGAGAAGAUCUUGAAAAAUUGGCACCAGUUACAACAAGUUUGUUUAUGUCUCCAAGAGAAAGUAUAACACCAGAUUAUGACAGUUCACGAUGGAACAAAACAUCAUCAUUAUCUAAUUCAAAAAAUUCAACCACGUCAUUUGGUAGUCUCCUUAAUACAAAUACAUUUUUAAAUGUAGCUAAAGACAAAUCAAGAUCACCAAGUAGCGAUGGUAACAUUCAUUUAACAGAUAACAAUACUCAAUCCCCAACGACAUCUGUGUCAAAUAUUAAAUCAUAUACUAAUUAUGCUUCAUCUUAUGUUAAAAAAUCUGACUCUGAUUCAUCACCAACUAAAAUGCAAAUUAGUAGCCCUAGUGGUAUAGUUGAAAUUUUUAAAACAUCUACUUCUGAAGUCAAUAGAACCAAAACUGCCAUUCAACGUCAAAGUACAGGAACAUGGAAAGAGACAUCAUCUCCAACAUCUUUUAUUCCUAAUGUUGUUGGUAAAAUGUUCGAUACAUCUAUUGAAAAAUCACCAAUGAAAUUAAUAAGGCCUGCUUCACCUGUUAAGGAAAAAUCUAAUACUACAAUAAGUUCUAAUCAACUAAUAAGUGAUGGGAAAAUUGAUUGUUGUAUAAAAAUUGAACAGAAGCAGCUUCUUACUAAUCAACAUAGUGGGCAUAAUGUACAAACAUCUGCAUUUGGUACAAUAAUUGAUGAAUCACCAAAAAAAACAAUAAUUCAUUUGGAUAACAAUUUUAAAACGCCAUCUCUUCCAAAAUCAGGUAGAGAUAAAUAUACAAGUAGCAGGAAGAAAAAAGUUUCCGUUGUAAAUGAUGAUGACUUUAAGAAUUCUGAUUACAUGGUUGAUCAAUUAAAAAAUGCUAAAAAUAGUAAAGAUAUGGAAGCUGUUGAUAGUCCAAGUGCAAAAUAUGCUAACACUCGACCUAGUUUAGCUGUCUUAUAUAAAGAGAAAUGUGGAAAUGUAAAGGAAAAAGUUUCACAGUUUUCUCAUUUAACUCUUUAG